Phyllopteryx taeniolatus (common seadragon) is the source of this 2243-nucleotide messenger RNA. It is a transcript of the gene setdb2, whose product is annotated as SET domain bifurcated histone lysine methyltransferase 2. Gene Ontology annotation, molecular function: histone H3K9 methyltransferase activity; zinc ion binding; protein binding. Lineage: Eukaryota; Metazoa; Chordata; Actinopteri; Syngnathiformes; Syngnathidae. The transcript is spliced from 10 exons. The record is from RefSeq and is a predicted model, not a curated record. Gene Ontology annotation, cellular component: nucleus. Gene Ontology annotation, biological process: negative regulation of gene expression; heterochromatin organization. The coding region runs from base 444 to 2174 and encodes 576 amino acids.
AGCGCAAUAAGACUAAUAGAGGAACCCUCCGAUGUGUUAUUACAGAGUAUAGUAUUUUUAUGGUAGAAGGCGUUUGUUUUAUUGAUUUGCUUGGCGUAUGAAUGUCAAGUAUCAAGUUGAUCCAGUUUUCAUUGUAUUUUGGGGUUUAGAUCUUUUCACGCACAAAAGCAACGCCAGACGUUCCGCCUGCAAGCCCAAAAUAAGGGUGAAGUGCAGCAAACGCCGCUACGGUGGCCGGCGGGGAACAAAAGAGACGCGAUGCUAACGCGUCGCUAACACAAAUGGGGCAAACAAACGUGGAAAUCCACGUCGAACCUGCGCCGAUUCUUUCAGGUUGCCAUUGAGUUGGAAUCGCUGCGGUUAGCUCAGCAGCCCAUGCUACUCCGACUCGGCCUUUGUUUCCCGCAUUCAGCCUGACCUCGUUCGCAUUUGAAUCGGGUCGAAUGCUAAUGGAGGAUUCAUCGGAUCAUCGAGAUGUUGCUCGGGCCAAAGCGUUCUGGGCCCAGGAGAACGUGGACCGGGUGUUCGGCCUGAUGUCCGAGCACCUGGCUCACCUUCGGCAAGCGUUGAGCGCGAACACAGCCAGCGACAAAGAGCGCCUCCAGGCUUGGAAGCUGGCGGAGGUUCUGGAGUGGACGCUUGUGUCGCCUUCGGGCAACGGUCCCGUGCGCCGGCCGGUCCUCGGCUCAGAUGGCGAGCGCGAGCGUCGCCGCUCUCCGUCGGCCGGCGAAGAUCCGCCGCCGCCGCCGGACAAAUCGCACGUGUGCCGCAAGACGUGCCUGCCGUCUCUGCCCGCCGCGUCGCCGUAUUGGGCGCGCAACCCGCUGAAGGUGCCGCUGCUGUGCGGUUUCAAGAGGACGCCGGCCACGCCGCCCGUGUCGUCCGGCGACCGUCGGCGGAAACAUGGCGAAGACGAGGACGACGAGGACGAAGGCCGCCGGGACGUCCUUUACAAAGCUCCCUGCGGUCGCGACCUCCGGAACUACGACGACGUGAUGUGCUUCCUGUUGGCCACGGACAGCUGCCACGUUUUGCAGCUGGACUAUUUCUCCUUUAGCACGGCGGUGCAGUUGGACCCUCCGACGGUCCAGGGCAGUCAGCGGAUCCCGGAGAUAGACCUGAGCCGCGGCUCUGAGCCCACCCCGGUGGAGCUGCGUCCGGGCCCCGGCGACUCCCGGCCGGCCGAAUUCCGCUACAGGAAGGAGCGCUGGCCGCACGGCUGCUUCCUGACCCGCGGACCCGUCUUCGACGCGUGUUGCGAGUGCACGGACGGAUGUCUGGACGCGGGGCGCUGCGCCUGUAUCGCCAUGACGCGAGCAGGGAAGCAUUACCACUACCAGAGACUCACCCGGCCUUUGCCGUCCGGGUGGUUUGAGUGUGGGCCGUGGUGCAGCUGCGAUCGGGCUCGUUGUCAGAAUCGACUGGUCCAGAGAGGAAUCCGAGUCCGCCUGCAAGUGUUCUGGACGGAGCGCUGUGGCUGGGGCGUGCGUUGCCGUGAUGACCUGGACGCGGGGACGUUUGUGUGUAUAUAUGCGGGCGUGAUCAUGCAGAGGGUGCAACGAUCCAGUGAGCCUCCACCCCCAAAACUCAGCAGAGUGGACCUGCCUUCGGAUGAUGAGGUGGAGGUGGUAACAGAGUGGCUGGCCCCCCCUGUACUGGAGGGGAGCAACUUGCUGGAAAACCCUGACCCCCCCACUUCACCGUCACUGCACGUUCCGGUAAUUCAGAAACCCGGCGACGUCCAAGCACAUGAGAACAAAGACAAGCCGAAGAAAGCUUUGGUGACCCCGAACGAUGCUGAUGGCAACGGCAACGAAAGGAGCUUGAAGACAGCCCUGAAAGCAGAGGACGUUUGUUUGCUGGAUGCCAGAAAGGAAGGAAACGUGAGCCGCUUCUUCAAUCACAGUUGUCGGCCGAACCUUUUCGUUCAAAACGUUUUCACUGACUCGCAUGACCCCGACUUCCCGAUCAUCGCAUUCUUCACCAACAGUGUGGUGAAAGCAGGCACCGAACUGACGUGGAAUUAUUCUUCGGACGCACACGCGAUGUCGCUGGCCCAACAACAGGAAGUGCCGUGCGCGUGCGGCACGGAGGACUGCCUGGGCCAAUUCCUGGAGGAGAACCUUUGUGAAACGUGCCAGCUUGGAUUUUGUGACACAGUGGCGGCCGUGUGACCAUGCCACCUUGAUGCCCACUUCCACUUUUUACUAUGUUGUUUUCUUAAUAAAACUCACAAGUCGAGA